Nicotiana attenuata is the source of this 432-nucleotide messenger RNA. RefSeq names its product protein PHR1-LIKE 1-like. NCBI's taxonomy places the organism in Eukaryota, Viridiplantae, Streptophyta, Magnoliopsida, Solanales, Solanaceae. The transcript is spliced from 3 exons. The record is from RefSeq and is a predicted model, not a curated record. Bases 1 to 432 code for a protein of 143 amino acids. Gene Ontology annotation, molecular function: DNA binding; DNA-binding transcription factor activity.
AUGGAGGGAAGUAGCAAGGAGCAAAAGGGUGAAGAAACAUCUGAAAAAGCCGUCGUCCCAAGCCAUGAUCUGAACAGAAAACCAAGGUUUAGGUGGACAAUGGAGGUCCAUGAUCACUUUGUUGAAGCAGUGAAUGAAUUAGGAGGUCCAUUUGAAGCAACUCCGAAGAAUAUAAUGAAACUCAUGGAUAAUGAAGAUAUCACUUCAGGCCAUAUCAAAAGCCAUCUCCAGGUGACAAAAGAGGCAGAACAAAAGGAGAAUGUAGAAGCUGAAGAAAUUGCAAGACAGGAAAUGCAAGCUGAUGCAGCAGCAAGGAUUGAGCUUCAAAUGAAAGAAGGAAAAGAACAUUUGGACUUGAAUUUUCCAGCAGCAGCUCCAGAUCAAGAUUCUAGAAACAGAGAACCAAAAUCAAGUGGAUCUAAGAAUGCCUAA